GAAGUGACAUCGAAAAAUUGAAAAAUGAAAAGGUGUUAACGAGACCAUUUUGGAAACAUCGUCGAAAAGAAAAAAAAAAAAAAUAAACAUAUUAAUGUACACGCAUUAAACGCUUGCAUAUGCGGGAACACCAUGACGAGCGUAGGAAGGGGAUCCCCAAAAUGCCAAUAACUCAUAGUGACAAAAAAAUUCCUACGCGAGAAUUCCGAUCGUGUAAGAGGUUACCAUUUCUUCUUUUUUUUUUUUGCAGUGGCAAAGGAGUGCAAAAAGCAACGCCCUGCAUGGAGAGUAACCCACCUUCGGAACAUACUGGAAUAUGAGAUUUGGUUUAACCGUGAAAGGGGUCCUACUUCUAUGUGUGCGUUUGCUUCAUACAAUUGUAGUCUCAAAAAAUGUUUGCACUGAGCAAAGCCAUUUUGUGAGAAAAAAGUACCACCAGUUGAGGGGUGUGUGUGUGCAUUUCCUUCUUUCCACUCCACGUAACAAUGUCGCUAGGGAUAAAUAUGCUUUGAGGAGGGAAUGGUCGUCUGCAAAAUUGUGUAAUCGUGCUAAGUGCAGCAAGAAGAGGCAGAUAAUGCAGGUCAGUUUCGGCAAAGGCAGUUUCCAACAUGAUGAGAGUACAUUCCAAAGGGGAAACAUCCUGAGCAAUAAAAAAAUGAAGUUAAUAAUUCGUCAGCUGAACAGGACCAAGUGGUACGACUUCAAAUUUUUUUCCCCAGCAAAAGUUAAUUUAUUUUUAAGACUAAAGGAAAGAAAGGAAACCCACAAUGAAUUAUCAACCCUAAUGCAUGCGAUAAAUUUAGGCGAUGAUAUUUUUAUAACUGCUUUGAGUACGGAGGAGCAGAAGAAGUUAACAGAGCUGCUGUUUCCGUGCCGGUCUGGCGAUUUCUUAACCAUACAGAAGGAUGAAGAGCACGAGGGGGAGCACAAAAAUGAGGAGAUGACCCCAGGGGGGAAAGAAGAAGACACGAGAUAUUAUUACAACCAUUACCCACUAAAUGAUGAUAACAUAAUUGCAAAGGUGUUGAGAAGAUACAGAGAAGAACUAGACACACGGGACAAUGUCAAAUUUUUAAUUCAUGUGGUGAAGCGCACUCCCAUUUUUAGUGGAAUAGGUGGAGGGUCAUCUAAUGGAGCUUCCCUUUUUUAUUUCUUGGAAAAGUAUUACUACAGAUAUUUAAAAUCAAAUCAGUUAAGGAACGAAUUUUUAAAAACUAUAGGAAGCGAUAUAUCCUUUUUUAGCAGCUCCGGUUUUGCCUACUGUACUGGCAAGGGCAAUAAUGUCAUCGAUUUGAGUGACGCCCAGGCAACCAUCUCGGGGCGCAGAAUAUAUAUUUUUCAAAUCAGCGAGGGACUCUCCUCUAGGACGGUCUAUCAAAAUGUUGAUUAUGGCCAGAUAGUGCAGUAUAACCCUGUGAGUUUGUUGAAACGGUUCAUAGUUAACGGGGAGAGUUGCAAUGCCGUCAAGCACGUGGAAGAAGCGGAGCGAAGUUAUUUGAAGCGGUUCGUGCCGCUGGACGGGACAUCUCUAAUGAAUAGCUUUGUAAACGACUUGGAACACUCUGCGUUUGCUUUGCUUAAGAAGGUGAAAUGUUUGAAGGACCUUCUACUGAAUCGAAGCCUUUUCGAUGCCGUAACGAUGAGUGGAAGCGGCUCCUCGUUAUUUGCACUGACAAAAAAGAAUAUGAGUUUAGACGAGGAGAAGAUGCAAAUGAAAAAUUUGAUUAAGCAAGUUCGGGAAAAGUUGCGUGUACCUUUAAAGGUCUAUCUGUGUAGCGCUUUGCGGAAGAAGGAGAACCUGUGGUAUAGGCCGGGCCAACUCGCGGAGAGGGUGGCCUAGGGGUGGCGGUGUGGUGUCCGCUCUUCUCCGCGCAUGCACGGGGAAGUGUGUGUACUGCAGUGUACGUAUGUACAUGCCCAUUGGUACGUACACUCCGGUUAAUAAUUUUUUUUUUUUUUUUUUAAUGCCAAAUGGGAUUCGUUCGGUUUGGUAAAAACUACUGCAAACGGUCGUGAUACCUGUUUGCCCUCCCUUUUUUAAAGCUACUUGUCAGCAUAGUUGUGGCCAUACAGCUGGCAUUUUUUUCGAGCGGGCAGUACAAACGCACCAGCGUCUUUUUGCCCUUCCCAGGAAAACGCACAUAUGGGUGCAAGUACCUUUAUGUGCAUCCUACGUAUGGUCCAUUUGGAUGCUUCCCCAAAAUGCUCACAUUUUAAAUUAAAUCACUGUCCAAUUUGGUAGGCACAUUUUUUCUGGUGCCCCCUUAAAUUGGCUCAUCAAAUGAGGCCCCAAUAGGUAUCCCCUUCUGUUUGUAGGCACCCCUUUCCCCCUAUUUGUUCCU
Molecule: messenger RNA, 2342 nt
Organism: Plasmodium vivax (malaria parasite P. vivax)
Lineage: Eukaryota; Apicomplexa; Aconoidasida; Haemosporida; Plasmodiidae
Product: 4-diphosphocytidyl-2c-methyl-D-erythritol kinase (CMK), putative
Exons: 1
Coding region: 317-1840 (507 amino acids)
Biological process (GO): terpenoid biosynthetic process
Molecular function (GO): 4-(cytidine 5'-diphospho)-2-C-methyl-D-erythritol kinase activity
Source: RefSeq, a predicted model, not a curated record